GAAUAGAAUUAUGAGUAUGACAACGUCAGGCUACUUCCAAUACACCUGGUUCAAAUGAAUGGGUCGUUAUCACGGUUCAGUACUAGGACAGUACUAUACACUAAUACGUGUAUAUCAGUAUAGGACAGGCAUUGUUGAAACAAGAGAAUGGCUGAAGGUUCCAAAGCCUAUAGAACAUUUGAGAAACUACUUCAGAGGGUGGGAGGGGCCAACUUUAAUGUCUCGUUAACCCCGGGGAAACACUCACGUUCGCAUGUUAUCUUGUCUAACAGCCCCGAGAUCGGUCUGGACCGGACCACGACCAUAACACCGUAGAACCGAAGACCACAGCUCAGCGAUCGAAGUUCCGUGAUUCGGGGAAUGGACAGCGCAAGCCGACUAAAUGGAGAGGACGUUGCCCUUAAAGAACAGGGUGACGUCGAGGCACAGGAGGCGGCCAAUGAGAAAGAGUUCCGUGGCAUCAACAUGAACCACUACGCCACCAAGAAGAGUGCUGCCCAGAGCAUGCUGGACGUGGCUCUGCUCAUGGCCAACUCCUCCCAGCUGAAGACCCUGCUGUACGUGGGGCCACAGUACCGCUUCUACAUCCCCCUGCUGGUGCUGCUCUCCCUCUCCAUCACCCUGCAGGUGUUGGUGGGGCUGCUGCUGGUCUUCAUAGUAAAGUAUGACCUGAACGACAUGAGGAAGCAUGCCAAGCUGAACAUGAUGAACAACUCUGCUACAGUGUUUGUGUUCUUUACGGUCCUCAUCAACAUCUUCAUCACCGCGCUCGGCUUCGAGGGGAGCCGGUAGGCACACACACACACACACAGACACGCCAGCUGUGAUGUCACUGCCAGAGCUCCCGUCUGUUCUGCAGACCACAGGCUCUGUCUAGUCCCAUGAGCCUUUGCUCCAAACUUACACAUUGGGUCCUGGCCUGGACGUAUCACAUCACAUGACCUGGCCUGGACGUAUCACAUGACCUGGCCUGGACAUAUCACAUCACAUGACCUGGCCUGGACAUAUCACAUGACCUGGCCUGGACACGGCUGAGACAACAGCAUCAUAACGAAAUCCAAACAGGAGUUUGGAUUUCGCGGGAACAGCAGUGAAUCGUCACCUAUGGCAACAGAAUUUAUUUUUCCAAUUUAUUUUUCACGUGUUGCAGCUUGCAGGCAUCAAAUUCUGAAACGGUGUAUACUUAAAAAUACUUAAAAAAUACAAUUAAGUGGGUCAGCGAUAACAUUUAUAUUUUUUCAGUCAGUUAAAAUUUCAAGAAACUUAACAAAUCAAAGAUUUAUCGUUUUAUAACAUUUUUGAAAAUAUCCCUUUUCUGGAAAUGAGGUUUGAAUGUACGUCUAGCAAACACACAGAGAAUAUUUUUUGCAAGACUUCAGAGUUUCAAUAUUUUAUUUAAUAAAACAAACUUUGGUGA
This is a messenger RNA of Hypomesus transpacificus, 1417 nucleotides long. RefSeq lists its product as uncharacterized. Gene Ontology annotation, biological process: tissue regeneration; cell adhesion. The transcript is spliced from 4 exons. The record is from RefSeq and is a predicted model, not a curated record. Lineage: Eukaryota; Metazoa; Chordata; Actinopteri; Osmeriformes; Osmeridae. Gene Ontology annotation, cellular component: membrane. Bases 361 to 792 code for a protein of 143 amino acids.